Castor canadensis (American beaver) is the source of this 371-nucleotide messenger RNA. The record is from RefSeq and is a predicted model, not a curated record. NCBI's taxonomy places the organism in Eukaryota, Metazoa, Chordata, Mammalia, Rodentia, Castoridae.
AUGUGCGGGCUGAGGGCAUGGAGCCACAUCCUCCUGCCGGUCUUCCUCUCCCUAGCACUCAUCCAAUUGCUUAUCAGCUUCUCAGAUAGUAACUUGCCCCAAAUCUACAAACACAGGACCCAGCAGACGCAAAACAAGUCGACUGAAGAAAUAUGUGCCCAAAAGAAAAAUUGUCAAGUAUGCACAGAAGACAAGAAAUGUAUUUGGUGCAAAGAAGAAAUGGCUUGCAAAAUCUGUUUUCCAUAUUCCGGAUGUCAAUUCAGUUCUAUAUUUUUGGUUGACCUGUUUGGAAUCCUGACGCUGAUACUCACUGGAAUAUUAAUCAUGGCAUUCUUGUGGUGUUGCUGUUCCUAUUACUUUUACCUCAAUGA